Molecule: messenger RNA, 1348 nt
Organism: Effrenium voratum
Lineage: Eukaryota; Dinophyceae; Suessiales; Symbiodiniaceae
Source: the annotation of a GenBank genome assembly
UUGGCUCGAAGAAAGGUAGAUAGUUCACCCUGGGAAGCACCAGAUCCAGUGCUCCUUUUCUGCAGUAAGCAGCAGUCAUGUCAGACAACGAUGAGACUCCAGACGACGAGGAUGUGCAGUCAGCGGUGGAAUACUUGAAGAUGCUGCAGCAGGGCAACAUGUUCAACGGCCGGGAGGGCCUGCUAGAGCAGCUUAAGGAGCUCGCGCAGAAGGGCGUUCACCCCUUGGAGGUGCUGCAGGCCAUGCGUAAGCCGGUCCAGGAGGAGCCCAUGGCACAGGUGCUCGACAGCUUCGACCUGGAGGGCAUCGCCAAGUACAUCGCGGAGAAGGGCUGCCAGCGGAUCGUGGUGAUGUGCGGCGCCGGCAUCUCCACCUCCGCCGGCAUACCCGACUUCCGGACGCCAGGCACGGGGCUGUAUGACAAUCUGCAGCGCUUCAACCUGCCUCAGGCGGAAUCCAUCUUCGAGCUGAACUUCUUCCGCAGGAACCCGGGGGCCUUCUACGAGCUCGCGCGGGAGAUGUGGCCGGGCAACUUUGAGCCCACCCCGGCGCAUUACUUCAUCCGCCUGCUGCACGAGAAGGGCCUUCUGCUGCGAUGCUACUCCCAAAACAUUGACAGCCUCGAGCGUCGCGCUGGGUUGCCAGGCGACAAGUUGGUGGCUGCCCACGGAAACUUCGACGAAGCACACGUCAUCGACACGGAGCCCGAGGUUCUGGUGGACAUCAACGAGUUGAAAUCCGCCCUGGACAAGGGCGAGGAGGGCUGGCAGAAGCUAAGAGAAGACAAGGGAGGCCUUGUGAAGCCAAAGAUCGUCUUCUUCGGGGAGGAGCUCCCAGAGAGGUUUGCCCGACUGCACCGAACUGAUUUGGCCAACUGCGAUUUGUUGAUUGUGAUGGGCACAUCUUUGGUUGUGCAUCCUUUUGCGGGGCUGGUUGGCUAUGCAGCUCGCAGCGCGCCAAGACUGCUCAUCAAUCGAGAUCAGGCUGGUACUUGUGAUGGUCUGAAAUUCGGAUUCCGGUUCCACUUAGCAGAGGCUCAGAACUGGAGGGAUGCAUUUCACGCUGGUGACUGCGACUCGGGCUGCAAAGCUUUGUCAGAAUUGCUGGGCUGGAAGGAAGACUUGCAGGCGCUUGUCGACUCCAAGGGCGCUGCGUCUGUGACAAGGGCCCCUUGGGUCGAACCGGAGAGCCAGUGACGUUACGGGCACUGUGCAGACUGUGCAUAAGCCUUUUGAAAUUCGUAGCGCUGAGCGAAGAGCUCCUGAUUACCGUGCAUCAGACACGUGACACGACUCAUCCAGCUCCAAGUCAUCAAAAUCAAUCAUAGCUUUUACCACAUGAUGUGUUG